This is a messenger RNA of Microsporum canis CBS 113480, 1953 nucleotides long. RefSeq lists its product as hypothetical. The transcript has a single exon. The coding region runs from base 1 to 1953 and encodes 650 amino acids. Lineage: Eukaryota; Fungi; Ascomycota; Eurotiomycetes; Onygenales; Arthrodermataceae. The record is from RefSeq and is a predicted model, not a curated record.
AUGCUGCUCACCCUCAAGACAUCUUCCCGCAACGGCGCCCUGGCUCUUGACGAAUGCACGCGCACGACGCCGGCAUACGCAUACCAGAAGCACCCUCACCCGUCUCCCUCACCGUCGCCAUCGCCGUCGCCGUCGCCGUUGACAUCGACACCAGCCCGCCGCCUGAUGGAUUCACAGCACAGGAAUCUGCCUCCUCCAGUCGCCAUGGGCCUCACCGUCACGGAAAUGACGUCCUCCAACAGCUCCAGCUCUAACUCAAACGGGGGAGCUAGCAUUCCCCUUCCCCCUCCGCCAACACACCCACAACCACAUCUUCAAGGCCGUGAUGGGCGAACUUGGGAUAGCCACGAUGAUGCAAUGCGCCAAUGGCUACAAGCAAGAGUUGAAGAGGAUAAGCGCAAGCAGGAAGAAGAACGCACCCGUCAGGAGGCCCUCAAGCUUGACCAGCGCAAAAUUGAGCACAAGAUGCUGCAGGAUACGCUCAGCUCCAACGUCCCGCCUCAUAUGGUGCCUCUGGUAUUUGUAGGGCUGGCUGGACCCCAGGCUCAAUGGGCUCAGCAGUAUAUCCUACAGAUGACACAGAAUAACGGACCUGCAGGUAUGAAUCCGAAUCUGAAUCCGUAUCAGCCUCAGCAACCACGGCAUGAACAGUAUACCCAGCAGUAUAGACCACCACCGCCUCCCUCUUUUCCGCAACAGCAGCCACCUCCCAACCCCAUCUAUCAGCCUCCCGAGUUCUCCUUACGCUCGAAGCAGAACCCCAUGGAACCCUCUGAGAACCGUGAAAUUGCACCCAAUCCAUACGCCAUCUCUGCUCAUAGACUCUCCAUCCCUUCUUCCCAGCAGCCUCAGCAGCCUCAGUCCCAGCAACAAGCCCGGCAACAGCAGCAGCCGCACCACCCACACCAUUCACCUCACCCGCAUCACCAGCAGCACCAGCAGCAGCCCUCUCCGCCAUCAUCAUCACACCCCCAUAUCACCAUAUACGGGCCCAAUCCGAUGGCCCACCACGCUCAGAUGACCACCGAAUCACUCCCGCGCCUUUCUACUGCCUCGGACAUGCAUCAUCCCAUUCAGCAGAGGAACAACUCGACCCCAUCUUCUGCAGCCAUCAGUGCGCACACCCCGUCCUCGUACUCCCAUUCUCAAUCCUACCCCUCUCACCCCGUCUCCACCAAACAAGACUCUGCAGCUGCCCCCCAAAUACGGCAGACCUCCCCUUCCAUAUCUUUCCACCAUUGGGUCCCUCCACAAUCUCAACCCACCACUCCAGCUGGGAAAAGCCCCAACAGCUCUCCCCACUCCGGCAAUCCAGCCUCUGCCUCCUCCCAGACUCAUCAUCUUCGAAAUGAGUAUCAACCGUCACCUAAGAAGCGUAAAGCGCAAAGUUCGCACGCUCCCAUCCCACCACCCCCAUCUCAACUGUCCGAGGUGGCUACUACCGAUGACCUUGGUUCUCUACCUGAUCGUAACCCCCGUAACCGAUCACACUCGGGGGCCAGCGCAGAAAAACGCAGACAAAGCAGUUCUGCAACCCAUUCCCGUUCAAUUGGAGAGUAUACUUUUAAAAUCAACACCAGAAAUAAUAACACAUCGCAUGCCUAUUCAAGCUCUAGCUCAAAACACCAGCAACAUGCAAAUCAGAGCCAGACGCAGAUGCAAGUAUCCUCUCUCGUCCGUCCAUCCGAUCCCACCCAGACACCGACCACUAGCCGUUCUCAUUCUCGCUCGCGUGAUGUCUCGCCUUCUUCUCGCGGUACACGAGACACCACAAGAGAUAGAGACCCGCCCAUCAUACAUGAACCAGAUACUGCUGCUGUUGCUACGGGACCCAGAGCCUCCACAAACGUCUGCAGCAGUGGAGAUAGCACUGUCUACCACACUGCAUCAAACUCACUCACCUCUAACGAGACCAACGGCCCGGUUUCUAAUGGUGACACUCUUCGCAAUUAG